This is a messenger RNA of Penicillium macrosclerotiorum, 1761 nucleotides long. Its product is annotated as putative YT521-B-like splicing factor. Gene Ontology annotation, cellular component: nucleoplasm. Gene Ontology annotation, biological process: regulation of alternative mRNA splicing, via spliceosome; mRNA splicing, via spliceosome. The annotation marks the transcript as partial. The record is from RefSeq and is a predicted model, not a curated record. The transcript is spliced from 3 exons. NCBI's taxonomy places the organism in Eukaryota, Fungi, Ascomycota, Eurotiomycetes, Eurotiales, Aspergillaceae. Gene Ontology annotation, molecular function: N6-methyladenosine-containing RNA reader activity; mRNA binding.
UACUGCCACUGUCAGUCAACAUUCCCAUUCAGCGCCUGGAACCCAUCACUCGAACACGGGCUUCCCCCACAGUCGCGAUAUGGACCGUCCUCUCCCAUGAAUAAUAUGGGCAUCAUGGCCUACUCAUUGCCAAAUCAUCCCUCCCACCCUCAAUCGUACGAAAAUCAGAAUAUGGUUCAUCAAUAUCCACCUGCCCAUGGUCAAGGACUGGUCUAUCCGAUUCAGUCCAUAAGUCAUUACCCGGGACAGAGUGCAGGUGGAGGAGUUCCUUAUGAAAUAUCCUAUGCUUCGAAUUACCCGCCGUAUUCUAUACAGCACCCGGGCGCGUCUCAGCAGGUUGGCAGCUACUACCAACCAUUUAUGGCACCUCAAUCAAUGCAGAUCAUGGGUCAUGGACAGACACCGUUAUAUGGGGCUGGGUAUUAUCAUCAUCCGCACCCACACCCGAGCUACACGGCAUCAUAUGGACAUGGUGUACCUCCUUCGACCAGUCAAGUGCGACAAGCUGGCUCACAAACCCGGCAGGGGCCUAAUGGGCCCCCAGCCGUGAAUCUUGGGGCUGCCACCAAAAAGGAAAUCGACAACAGGGUUCUGGAAGCAGAGUAUGAUGUAUCUAAGACCAUUGUGGAUGGCUCAAACCCGAUGAAGCUACCACCACAUUCGUUACAAGCUUCCGAUCCGGCCGCUGCUCCUCUACUCUCAACUUCAAAUAUCCCUAAUGCCCCUCGUGGCCCUCCACGUAAGCCGAAACAAUCAGGCCAUGCCCUAUGGGUUGGCAAUCUUCCGCCCGGUGCAAACGUGAUGGAUCUCAAAGAUCACUUCUCCCAAGAUGCAACCAACGACAUCGAAAGCGUUUUUUUAAUCUCGAAGAGUAAUUGUGCGUUUGUGAACUACAAAUCUGCUGCUGCUUGUGCUGCUGCGUUGACAAGGUUUCACGACUCCCGGUUCCAGGGUGUUCGUCUCGUGUGUCGGCUCCGGAAGGGCUUCACUGCCCCGAGCACUGGUACCGGGAUGGUGGCGUCUGGCAUGGGAGUCCGAUCUCGUCCGGGUGAGAUGAUAGAUCCUCCCAGCGAUGAAGCUGCCGUGAAACCCGAGGCUACCGCCGUUGUUGAUCAAAUAAACGAUGCUCGUACCUUGGACCGUUACUUUAUCGUCAAAAGUCUCACCGUGGAGGACUUGAAGCUUAGCAAGCAAAGUGGAAUAUGGGCCACUCAAAUGCACAACGAAACCAAUCUGAACCACGCAUUCGAGACGACCGAUCAUGUUUACCUGAUCUUCUCAGCGAAUAAAUCGGGCGAGUACUUUGGAUAUGCUCGCAUGCUAUCCCCUAUUAACGACGACGAGGAGCUGGCCCUGGAGAUGCCUCCUCGACCAGAGCCUCUUGUGGGGAGCGGGGAGGAACUAGAAGUGAUACCAACCGCCGCCACACCCACGGCCCCGAAAGGACGGAUCAUAGACGAUUCGGCGCGGGGCACCAUAUUCUGGGAGGUCGAGUCCGAGGAAGGUGAGGAUGACGAUAACGACGCCCAUAGCGAAAAGAGUGACCCAGACGGAGCCAUUGAGGAGACUGACUUGGAGGGUCAAUCUUUCGGCAAGCCCUUCCGCAUCGAAUGGCUAUCUACGGAGCGAGUGCCUUUUCACCGCACGCGAGGCCUGCGCAAUCCGUGGAAUGCGAACCGCGAAGUGAAAAUCGCCCGCGACGGAACCGAAAUCGAGCCGGCGAUUGGCCGAAAACUGAUUGCGCUGUUUCACCUUAGCUGA